UCGCGAAGGUCGGUCGGUUUGCCUGGUUUCUCCAUCGCUCAGCGGGAUCGUUGCUCUUGCUGCCGGAGAAAUCAGCUUGCUCGAAGAGGUACUUUCGCUCGGGGUGGAUUCGAAUUUCUCUCGUUCCUUCUGUCUUGUAUAUUUGUUCGGCUAGGGUUUCGAAUUUCGACUCCGUCGCUUCUGACGUUCGCUCUCCCUCUGCUCGAACGUUCCGUGGUCAGGGUGGGAAUCGGGAGACUCGGCUUAAGCUUCAAGCGUUAGGUUUCGGAAUCAUGGCUGCUCUGGCUGAUUCUUUCCUUGCAGACUUGGAUGAGUUAUCUGACAAUGAGGCUGAUCUGCAUGAAGAAGAGGAAAAUGAUGCUGGAAACAUGGAGGAAGAUGUUGAUGGGGAACUAGCUGACAUAGAGACCCUCAAUUAUGAGGAUCUUGAUAAUGUUUCCAAAUUACAGAAGUCACAAAGAUACAAGGACAUAAUGCAGAAAGUGGAAGAUGCUCUUCAAAAAGGUUCUGAUAUCUCAUAUCAUGGGAUGGUGUUGGAAGAUGAUCCGGAAUAUCAGCUCAUUGUGGACUGUAAUUCCCUCUCAGUUGAAAUUGAGAAUGAAAUAAUGAUUAUCCACAAUUUUAUUCGUGGCAAGUACCAUGUGAAAUUUCCAGAGCUUGAAUCGCUUGUGCAUCAUCCAAUAGAUUAUGCUAGGGUGGUUAAGAAAAUUGGAAAUGAGGUGGAUUUGACCCUUGUUGAUUUGGAAGGACUUUUACCUUCAGCCAUUAUCAUGGUUGUCUCAGUUACAGCAUCCACUACAAGUGGCAAGCCACUUCCAGAAGAGGACCUUAAUAAAACAAUUGAUGCAUGUGAUCGAGCUCUUGCUCUCGAUUCAGCGAAAAAGAAGGUUCUUGAUUUUGUAGAAAGUAGAAUGGGAUACAUUGCACCAAAUCUUUCUGCCAUUGUUGGGAGCGCGGUUGCUGCAAAACUGAUGGGCACUGCUGGUGGGCUCUCAGCCUUGGCUAAGAUGCCAGCUUGUAAUGUCCAGCUUCUUGGUGCAAAGAAAAAAACUUUAGCUGGUUUUUCAACUGCAACAUCGCAGUUUCGAGUAGGUUACAUUGAGCAAACAGAGGUAUUCCAGACUACUCCACCUUCUCUAAGGAUGCGUGCUUGCCGGCUUUUGGCUGCAAAGUCAACCCUCGCUGCACGUGUAGAUGCUACUAGAGGAGAUCCAUCAGGAAAUACAGGGAGGGCAUUUAGAGAGGAGAUUCGAAAGAAAAUUGAAAAAUGGCAGGAGCCGCCUCCUGCAAAGCAGCCAAAACCGCUUCCAGUUCCUGACUCUGAGCCCAAGAAAAAAAGAGGUGGUCGUCGGCUAAGGAAGAUGAAGGAGAGGUAUGCAAUAACGGAUAUGAGAAAACUGGCCAACAGAAUGCAGUUUGGUGUACCUGAAGAGAGUUCUUUAGGUGAUGGACUGGGGGAAGGCUAUGGAAUGCUUGGUCAGGCGGGGAGUGGAAAGCUGCGAGUAUCUAUGGGUCAGAGUAAACUUGCUGCAAAAGUUUCCAAAAAGUUCAAGGAAAAACAGUUUGGAAGCAGUGGUGCCACCUCUGGGCUUACAUCAAGUCUGGCAUUUACUCCUGUCCAGGGGAUCGAGCUUUCAAAUCCACAGGCUCAUGCAAACCAGCUUGGCAGUGGAACUCAAAGUACGUACUUCUCAGAGACGGGAACGUUUUCAAAGAUAAAGAGGACUUGAAAAUUACCUCUCUUUGUAUCUGAGUGGAGACUGAACUCAACUAUGGGGAGAGAGGACUGAAAUUUACACGAGCAGUUAACCACAAGCAUUUGUGUAUUGACAGACAUCCAACCUUCAUGUUUGUGAUCACCUAGUGUCCACAUCAGUUCAAGUUGCGUUUUCUGCUAAAUUGUGUUUUUUCCUCCAGUUUAGGUGAUGGAUCGGUGCAAUGCUUUAUGCCAUAUUAGUUCAUUAAGUUUUUU
Messenger RNA from Rhodamnia argentea, 1972 nucleotides. RefSeq names its product U4/U6 small nuclear ribonucleoprotein Prp31 homolog. The coding region runs from base 273 to 1730 and encodes 485 amino acids. NCBI's taxonomy places the organism in Eukaryota, Viridiplantae, Streptophyta, Magnoliopsida, Myrtales, Myrtaceae. Gene Ontology annotation, cellular component: precatalytic spliceosome; U4 snRNP; U4/U6 x U5 tri-snRNP complex. Gene Ontology annotation, biological process: mRNA splicing, via spliceosome; spliceosomal tri-snRNP complex assembly. The transcript has 8 exons. The record is from RefSeq and is a predicted model, not a curated record.